Messenger RNA from Marchantia polymorpha subsp. ruderalis, 2773 nucleotides. The record is from the annotation of a GenBank genome assembly. Lineage: Eukaryota; Viridiplantae; Streptophyta; Marchantiopsida; Marchantiales; Marchantiaceae.
CCUCUAGGGUCAAAGGCCUCUUCAAUGCAGAGUAAGGCCGCUGCUGCCUGAAAGGUGAGCCAUUACGAAGCUUCCCGUGUAGACAGCUUCUUGUUCUCGAAGUGCUGGGCACGGUACUGGUCCCAAAUUGGCCAAGGUCGUCAUGUGAGUAGAGUGCGGCAGGUGCAGAUCGUAGCUUUUCUCUCGCCACCGCAGCUUCUGCUGCUGCUCUACUGGCUCUGGAUCUAGGUCUAGGAGGAGCCCGGCCACACACGGGAGUAUGAUGGACAGUGUUGCUGUGCUGGAUCAGCAGUGCGGACCUGGGAGAGUUUGGAGCACUUCCGGACCUCAUGCUCAGAGCUCGGGCAUCAAGCUUCGGCCGAGGACGAUGACUCGUGAGAUCUCCACUCUUGAGCAGGGCUUCAUAACAUGCCGAGUGGAGGUGCCCGUGCAAAGAUGCAGGUGCACUGGCCAAUUGGUCCCUCAGAACGUUCAGUUUUCGGGAGAUUCGGCGGGGGCUCGUUGGCAAAACUUGCUCCUCCGAUACCGCCAGAGCCCUCAAUGCAUGACCACGAUGCGGAUCGAUGUUUCUCUGAGUCUUCUGUUCCAGUCCGCCUGUCUCGUCGUGAGGACGAGACCAUGCCUCUCUCAUAGCUCUCAGACUGCUGGGAUUGGCUCGGAAAUCGGCCGCAUUCUUCAAGAGCGAGUCGAAUCGGUUACUCGUGUGCAGGUCGAUGGAGGGACGAUCCAUGACAUACCGCCCGUGUUCAAUACCCAAAGAACAAGUCGCAGUUGACAGUGGACGUUUCAUCGCAACCAGUCUUGGCCCCAUCCUCCGUAGCUUUUUACAUACUUCAAUGCAGGCAGGUCAUCGAUUCUUCGAUCCUGAUCAAGAUUAGCCGAGUGAUUGUCCAGCCUUCGCUGAGGUCCAACUGCAGUCUAGUGCCCGCGGGCACCAGCUGCCCUACCACAGUCGCUCGAUUCCAACCACUACUCUUACUACUACUACUCUCUCCGACCAAGAUAUUGUGCCCAUCGAGAAGUACAUGCAUCAACCUCCCGAAUUGCGAAGUGUUCGGUGUUGAGAGGACGAACAGAAGUCUUUGACUCUUUCAAAAUUCGACCCAUCCCUCCGUGGACGAGUUUUUAAACAGCGUUGUGGAGGCAGCGAGCCUCCAGCUAUCACGGGUGCAUGCACGCCUCGAAGGCUCAUUGCGCGCUGCCGAACGCUGUUUGGUGUUCGGAGGCAAAGGGAUCGAGUUGUCAUGAUGUUCUGCUCUCGACAAUCUUUGCCUGCCCUCCCUCCCGCCCGCCAGCCUGCGGGCCGCACCCUCUAUCUCUCAAGUGUUUUUAGAAUCUUUCCUAGCUCCACGUCUCUUUGCAGACCUGGCAAUGUGAUCUGCUAUUCUCAGCCCAAACCCAAAAUCUUAGUUCAUAGUGAGGUCAAUCCUCCCACUCCUCCUCCUCCUUCUGAUCAGGUGAGAUUUGCAUAAUGCGAGGAUUAUGACGCUUAUUCUAAAUGCAGGCAGGCAGGCAGGAAGGCGAGCACGACCACGGGCAAUGAGCUGAAGCUCUGACGCAUAUGAAUUCCAAUGCGACGAGCGCCUUAACUUCCAACUUAAAGGGCCGCCCAUUGAGGCAAAAUCCAUAACAAGCCACGAUUGGACAGACAGGCGCGGAGGCGCUCUCUAGUGAUUUGUGUAAAAGCCACAAAAUUAAAGCUACCAGGUUUUGAGGGACAUUCGCUCAGAAUCUCAGCGUGAGCUCCCAUGAUGGACCUCACCUCAGCCCAAGAACGAUCGGCCAGUAGAUCACCCGAGUAAAUAAUCCACCAAUCAAACAAUCAAUCAAUCAAUCCAUCAAUCAAUCCACUCGUUCUGCUUCGGGCUUUAAACUCCUCUCGGACAUGGCACUUGGCACCAGAGAGAUGUAAGAGGCGAGCCAGGCCCAUCGAGCCGUGGAUCUCUCUCUCUGAGCCUGCCUGCCUAUUUAUUACGGCAGUCCUUAUUCCAUAGCCCCUCCGCAUGCAUGCAUGACUGCAUGCCAAUCUGAACUUCUCCAUCGGCCGCUCGAUCCAUCCAUGGCCCGUCGAGGCUCAGAUCCCAGACAUGAUAAGGAUAUACUUCAGCGGGUGUCCCAUCUGUGUUUCGGAGAUGCUCCGAGUCUUGCGAGCACAUGUCCCGCUGUCAGACAGUCCGUCCAUCUGCUAAAGGUGAAUCGAGGUCACUCCCAUUCACUCAUUCCGGCUCCCCGUCUGUGGCUUUAAGUUCCUUGGACGGACCCGCAAAGCCAAUCAUGUUCAUGCCUCGAUCGAAACCCAUCCACAUGUUGUUUAUAGCCCACCCAUCGCGGGCGGGCGGGCAGGACAGGGCAGGGCAGGGCAGGGCAGGCAAUCGGACAAAAUCAAGAAGGACUAAGGAUAGCUGAAAGAAAGAAAGAAAGAAAAGAAGAAAGAAACACAGACAGGAAGGAAGGAAGGAAGGAAGAAAGAAUGCUCAGGCUACUCACGGCGACCUAGGAUACUGUAGAAUGACGCUGUCAUGGCGAAUGUGUAGUUAGACCUGAACGGAUCUGAGCUCUCUCUGACGUCUACAGUAUUGGAGGAUGAAGUCUACGCCUUAGAAGGGAAUGCAUUGACAGUACAUAUCUACUUUGUCUGUAGUGGAGAAGCAAAUCGACGACCGAGACUUGAAUCCGGGUAGCAAGUCGGAGGUUUGACGAAAUUAGUCCCGUAUCUUAGAUUUGAUGUGAGAAGUCAAGCGGAGACUAAAUGGAUUAUAAAAGGGUGAAUUUC